AUGGCAAUCAACAAUAUAGACUUGUUUCUUAGUCGCCCGAGAAAAGUAUUAAAAGCCUUGGGCAUCUGGUUCCCGCCUGAAAACUAUUUAUUGUUGCACGCACUUUAUACAAUUUUAAUAAUGCUAACGCAGUACGCGUUCAUUUUGUUUGAAUUCAUUUAUAUAGCUGGUGUGUGGGGAGACAUUGACUCCAUGUCGGAAGCCUCGUACCUGCUUUUCACACAAGCUUCGGUAUGCUAUAAAGUGACUGUGUUCAUUGUUAAUAGAAAGAAUCUAACAAUAUUAUUUGAGUUUAUGAAAUCUGAAAUUUUUGCGCCACAAACAAAGCAACAUGAGCUGAUCCUAAUUAAAAGUUCUCAAAAAAUCAAGAACUAUUGCAUGUUCUUUCUGACGACCGCGUUGGCAACUGUCACUUUAUGGGCGCUGAUGCCCCUACUCGAUAAUGCUGGUGCCAGAUUUUUCCCGUUUAGAAUUUGGAUGCCAAUUGGUCCAGAGAAAUCGCCGCAGUACGAACUGGGCUACUUGUACCAGAUGAUGAGCAUCUACAUCAGCGCUUCUUUGUUCUUCGCCGUGGACAGCGUAACGCUUGGCAUGAUUAUGUUUGGUUGCGCACAACUGGAGAUCAUUAUUGAUAAAUUACAAGAGGUGCAAGAAAUACCGCUAUCUACAAAAUUAAGAAACGAAGAAAAGAUUAAAAUAACUAAGCGUAACAAUGAAUUGCUCGUCGACUGCAUCUCUCAACAUCAGACUGUUAUAAGAUUAAUAGAAACUGUGGAAAAUACAUACCACGCGAACAUAUUCUUUCAGCUGAGUGGAACUGUUGCCAUUAUAUGCAUCAUUGGCCUUCGUAUAACCAUGUCGGAGCCAAGUAGUGUGCAGUUCUACUCCAUGCUGAUCUACAUGGUGACCAUGCUGUCGCAGCUGUUUUUAUACUGCUGGUGCGGCAGCGAGCUAACGACACGGAGUCAAGAGCUGCGCGACAGGUUGUACCAAUGCCCCUGGUACGAUCAGGAUAUAUACUUCAAGAAGUUGCUUCUCUUAACUAUGGAGUGUAUGAAGAAACCUAUAAUCUUUAAAGCUGGACACUAUAUUCCGCUUUCGAGACCUACAUUCGUAUCGAUUUUACGCACCUCGUAUUCAUACUUUGCAGUAUUAAACCAAACGCAUAACUAA
Molecule: messenger RNA, 1173 nt
Organism: Parnassius mnemosyne (clouded apollo)
Lineage: Eukaryota; Metazoa; Arthropoda; Insecta; Lepidoptera; Papilionidae
Source: the annotation of a GenBank genome assembly